CUUUUUUCCGGCGGUCGGUAGAAUAUAUUUUUAUUAGAUCUACAUAGACUACAUAGAACAACACAAUAAAUAGUCAAAGAUGACUCGUAAACAAUUCAAGAGGAUGCUCCUACGUAUUUUACUAUUGAGCUUAAAAGGUGUUCUAUCGGAAAUUGUAUGCGCAGAAGAAGAGACAUGUAGGAUAGUGCAUAAGGCGUUUGUUAAUCCAAGGUUCAACAUAACAGCUUCAUGGUACAGACAUAAUCAAAUUGUUAGUAACUGCACACAAAAUAAAGAAUGUGAAACAUACGCUGAAUUUAAACACUUUACUAAUUCUACUUAUUCCUUGGUCAAUAAUUAUCUGUAUAACACAUUAGAACUUAACUCAAGUGAUCGUAAUACCGACUUUGACAUAAAUGGAGAAUGGGUUUUAAUUGUUGGAUACACAAAUAUCUCCACGAGGUCAAAUUUCACCAUAAUAACGUAUAGGAUGAUUAAAGAUGCUAGCUGUGUUGUGGAAGCAACUAUGGAAAAAGGUGUUUGGUUGAUUUGUAAUGUACCCAAGGCUUAUCCGGAAACGUUAUGUACCUUUAUCGAAACUCAUGGAAAUAAAAAUUAUGAAAAUGUAACCUACAAAAAUCUAUUUUUACUACACAAGCCAUACAUGUCCAACAAUUGCUCUAUUCGUCUUGACGUCACGGAUAAAGUGGAGAAUAAAUUUGAAUUUAUAGUAGGUAUAUAUCCAAACAUUUCAUACAAUGGAAAUGACAGAAACUUUAAAAAGAACAUCUCCGUUUCAUACUGCAUUGGUCCACCGAGAAUCACUCACAACUGUCCAGACGAAGUUCUAGAGGGGGAAUCUUUCAGUUGCAAAUGUUAUAAGGUUGACACGUAUAACAACACCGUUAAAAUAAAGGUAAAACAAGGUGAAAAGCUUAUUUCCGACAGCACAGCGGACAACGAAUAUAUAAUCAAAACAGUCGGUGAAGAAUUUAUGGAUAUCACCUGCUAUGGAGUAAAUGAUUUAAACUGGCAAAGCAACUUAACGAAAUAUUGUCCUAAGUUACGAAGAAAGUAUUUUUAUUUUGCAUAUUUGUAUAUAUUUUUGUAUGCUUUAACAUAACUUGUAUCUAUUUUUUUUGGGUGCAUAAACAUAGUCGUUGAAAUCACAUGAGAAAGUAACUGAAAGUCGAAACAAUACAUUUUACCAUCAAUGUUUUAGUCAUUUUGACCCUAUU
Messenger RNA from Physella acuta, 1217 nucleotides. RefSeq lists its product as uncharacterized. Lineage: Eukaryota; Metazoa; Mollusca; Gastropoda; Physidae. The record is from RefSeq and is a predicted model, not a curated record.